AUGCCUCUAAACGUGCUCUUUGCGGUUGCUGGGGCAUUCACGGUUGCGAAUUUGUAUUAUAAUCAUCCUAUUCUUAACAUCCUAGCGGCCGACUUCAACGUUUCGUACGAAGAUGUUGCUCAGAUUCCCACGGUGAUGCAAGCGGGCUAUGCAGCGGGGCUGCUUUUCCUGUGUCCGCUGGGAGACCUGUUCAAGAGACGGGCUUUCGUGCUGCUGCUGGUUCUGUUCACCGCGACUAUGUGGAUCGGUCUCUGCAUCACGAAAUCCCUCGCCGUAUUCACCGCCAUCUCCUUCAUAACCGCCAUCACAACCGUGACACCCCAACUCAUGCUCCCCCUAGUCGGCGACCUCGCACCUCCAAAUAAGCGCGCUGCCGCCCUCUCGAUCGUCGUCUCCGGCCUGAUAAUGGGCAUUUUAAUCGCGCGUCUCCUCUCCGGCAUCCUCACAAACUACACCUCGUGGCGCAACGUCUACUGGCUCUCCCUCGGGCUGCAAUACGCCAUCUUCAUCCUCCUCUGGCUCUUCAUGCCCGACUACCCCUCCACCAACCCGGGCGGGCUGAACUACUUCAAGAUGCUCUGGUCCAUCCUCGUCAUGGUGACCAAGCACCCAGUCCUCGUGCAAGCCUGCCUCAUCUCCUUCUUCACCGCCGCAACCUUCACCAACUUCUGGACGACCCUGACGUUUCUGUUAGCCGGGGAGCCGUAUAACUACAGCUCCCUGGUAAUCGGCCUCUUCGCCCUCAUCGGCAUCGCCUCAAUGCUCCUGUCCCCCGUCUACGCGCGCACCAUCACAGACCGCUUCGUCCCGCUCUUCAGCACCGUCAUCGGCGAGCUCAUGGUGCUGACCGGCGUCGUCGUCGGGACCUACACCGGCACCUUCACCGUCGCGGGCCCCAUCCUCCAGGCCUUCUUGAACGAUCUGGGGAUGCAGUCUGCGCAGAUCGCGAACAGGAGCAGCAUCUAUGCCAUCGAGCCCAAGGCGCGCAACAGAGUCAACACGGCGUUCAUGCUCUUCACGUUCUGUGGCCAGCUGACGGGCACCGCGGCGGGGAAUUCGCUGUAUGCACGCGGCGGCUGGAUUAGGAGUGGGAGUGCGAGCGUGGGGUUUAUCGGGGCGGCGCUGCUGGUGUGUGCGGUUCGGGGGCCGUGGGAGACGGGCUGGGUCGGGUGGUCCGGGGGGUGGUCGAUUCGGAAGAAGGAUCCGAAUUCGUCGGAUGGGAGGACGGCGGAGGGGCCCGAGAGGCAGGAGCAGAAUGGGGCGGAUGUGGAGAAGGGGGUUGCGGAGGAGAUUGGGGAGGAAUUGGCGGCCGAGGAGGGGAAGAACCCGCUUAGGCGGAUCAGAGACGAGGAGACAAAAGAGGUAGAGAAGAGUUCGUCCGGAUCCGAGAUUAGUAAGUCUACGGAGAGCCUGAACACUGCGGGCGACAUAAGACCAGUGAGUGCGCCGAAGCCGUAG
Molecule: messenger RNA, 1458 nt
Organism: Coniosporium apollinis CBS 100218
Lineage: Eukaryota; Fungi; Ascomycota; Dothideomycetes
Exons: 2
Coding region: 1-1458 (485 amino acids)
Biological process (GO): transmembrane transport
Molecular function (GO): transmembrane transporter activity
Source: RefSeq, a predicted model, not a curated record